Molecule: messenger RNA, 1986 nt
Organism: Aspergillus pseudotamarii
Lineage: Eukaryota; Fungi; Ascomycota; Eurotiomycetes; Eurotiales; Aspergillaceae
Exons: 3
Coding region: 140-1861 (573 amino acids)
Source: RefSeq, a predicted model, not a curated record
CUCAACUAUGCGCAACCGCCCCUACUUUAAUUUGAUGUCAACAACCAAAACAUCUUUUCUUCUCCUCUACACCCCCACAGUCAAAUGCCAUACUUGAAUCUAACAGCUCCCCCGGAGCUAUUAUAUACAUGCGCAAACUAUGCUAACUACCAAGAGGCCGUUUCUGGCUGAUGAAGAGUUGGGGAAGAAGGACGACGACCAUCGACCACGGAAACCUUCGCAUUUCUGGCGCUCGUCAAAACGAUGGAAGUUACCACGACUGCGGCGGAUUAUAUUGGGAGUUACCGCAUUGUAUAUGGUAUAUCUCUUCUUUAGAAAUAUGCCCACCGAUCUUUCGCCUGCUCCGGAGCGGUUUAGCCCUUCACUUGCAGAAACGCGACAGAGAGCUGGAAUGCCAUGGUCCCCUCCCGCACCAUCGCCCGCCAUCCCUCAACGAGGCCCUCCUCCACGGGAUGAGUUUGCGCCUGAAGGAAAUCUUUAUUAUGAGGGAAGCAUCCAUUUCCACUCGCUUGGUAAAACUUUGUAUAGAUUUCGCAAAUUACCAGGUGCCCAUGCAUUGCCUACCAGUCGUGCAGUUGUCUUCGCUGGUGCGAGUUUGAGGAGCAUCUCUGAUCUUCUUCCUCUCGCUUGUAAAAUGGCUAAUGAAAGAGCCAAUGAAGUCCAUUUUGUGCUUAUGGGGAGGGAUGACGUCUCGAUUGAAGGUAUUAAGCACGUGAAUGGCAUCAUCGAUGAUAGUGACUGUCCUGUCUAUUGGCAUGAUGGUCGGGUAGAUUACGCGCAGUGGUCAACGGAUGUCCAAAUGGAGAGGGCUGUUGCCUCCGGGUUAACCUACGUGCACGCUUAUCUAUCUCCCCAAGCCGUGAUCACACAAGGCGAGUCCUCGGAAGAAGUGUUUUUCUUACACGGUAUUGAGAAGAAGGCUCGAGAGCUCGGGACCGUCCAUAUCGUGCUUCCCACCGCGGCUAGGGAUAUUAUGUGGAUCUCUUCCUUGGAUAGUCACUCUCUUCAAGCGUGGAAUGAUGUGCGCAUCGAGGUGCUGAUCAAAGCUCCUACCGAGUCCUCAGGGUCUUUCAUCAGACUAAUUCGAUCUCUGAAAGAUGCGGACUACCUUGAGUCAGCCCCCGGCCUGACUAUCGAGUUGCCCCAUGAUGUGGAUCCGCAACUUCUACAGUUUCUGAGGACAAUGAAAUGGCCCUCUAGCGCCUCGAACAAGGUCACUCUCCGCCGACGUGUGCGACAUGGCGUCUUGGAUGCGGCUGAAGCUUCUUUGAGAACUGCGGAAGCUUUCUACCCCCAGGAUCCAAACAUGACCCAUGUGCUUAUGCUUUCUCCACAAACAGAGUUAUCUGCUUCUUUUUACCACUACCUAAAGCAUACUGUGUUGAAAUACAAAUACUCGGCAAGCGCGGGACAGAUGGAAUCUGAUUUACUUGGAAUAUCUUUAGAGCUUCCGUCCUCGCUUCCUACUAACGAUGAAUCACACAACUUCCCAAUUCCUGAUACACGUCGCUUCUCGGGCUUAGAUGAAAGAGAGACCAUGCCUGUCGCCUUGGGACAGGUUCCGAACAGCAACGCGGCGCUAUAUUUCGGAGACAAAUGGGUCGAAUUCCAGUCUUUUCUUUCUGAACGGCUUGCCAAGGAAGAGACUUUGUCGCACGAGAAGGUCAUUUCAGAGAGAUACCCAGCUGUUAUGGAGUACUUACUAGAAUUCAUGCGUGCAAAAGACUACUAUUUACUCUAUCCAGCUGCUAGGAGCACCCAGACUCUAGCAACUGUUCAUACUGACUUAUUUCAGCCCCCAGAAGAAUACUCCGAAGAAAGCUGGGCCAAGCCCACCAAGCCUGACAACGCUGACAAUUGAUCUAAUUGAACGCGGAAAAGUCUCUUGAGUGCCCAUGAACAUCUUCUUACUUUAUGGGACCUGAUAACAACUCAAUCGAUCACAUCGCCCAUUGGGGCAGCUCGGCUACGUAACUCUAAUAAUCU